AUGGGGCCAAUUGUGCUAUGCUUUGAGUCCUUACAGAAUGUCAGGUUUCUCGCCAAGUUCUUAACCGAAUCUGGUAUCAUAAUAAAAAGGAGCCAGACAAAAAUCAGUGCCAAGGCACAGAGAAAAGUGGCUAGGGAAAUCAAGACAGCCAGGGCUUUCGGUUUGUUGCCAUUCACCACAAUGGGGACAAAACAAUUCGUUGUUGGAAAAUCUAUGGAAGACCAAGAUGACGAUUACGCAUACGAUGCUUAUUAUGAGCACAAUUUCGUGGAUUCGAAUGGAAGAGAGGACCCUAUUGAAUCUUAAGAGAAAUGAGACAUUUUUUAAACUAUAUUUAUGUUUAUUUGUUUGGACAAUGAAACUUAGACUUUUGGUAUAACCAGAAGGUUGAAAAGGGAUUGCUAGGAAAUAUCACUUGCUAAACCAACAUUGUAACGAGAUAUUUUGUUCUUCAUCAUUGUCUUUUUAAAAGUUUAAUGUUGAAAUCUUAAAUAAUAAGUUCAAAUGUUU
This is a messenger RNA of Impatiens glandulifera, 510 nucleotides long. Its product is annotated as 30S ribosomal protein S18-like. The transcript has 2 exons. Gene Ontology annotation, cellular component: mitochondrial small ribosomal subunit; ribosome. Gene Ontology annotation, molecular function: small ribosomal subunit rRNA binding; structural constituent of ribosome. The coding region runs from base 1 to 306 and encodes 101 amino acids. The record is from RefSeq and is a predicted model, not a curated record. Gene Ontology annotation, biological process: translation. NCBI's taxonomy places the organism in Eukaryota, Viridiplantae, Streptophyta, Magnoliopsida, Ericales, Balsaminaceae.